AUGAAUGUGAAUGUUAAGCCAUUUCAUCGGGGAAGUUAUCUUGUAGAUUUCAUAUGUGAUCAAUUAAAAAUUAAGGAGAAAGACUACUUCGGUUUACGAUAUGUGGAUGUAUCUAAACAAAGGCACUGGUUGGACCUAGGAAAAUCUGUAAUAAAACAAUGCAAAGAUGUGGAUCCAAUACUAUUCUCCUUCCGGGUGAAGUUUUACCCUGCAGAUCCAUUUCGAUUAACUGGCAAUGGCAGAAUAAUGCUGUAUCAGCAAUUAAAAAGAGAUUUACGUCAUGGCCGGCUUUAUUGUUCUAUUGGGGAAGCAGCAGCAUUGGGGUCUCUCAUUGUUCAAGAGGAGAUUGGAGACUUUAACGAAGACAUUCAUAUUGAUAAUUAUGUAUCAUCAAUGAAUUUAGCUUUACGCCAAACAGAAACGCUUGAGAAGAAAAUUAUGGAACUACACAAAAAACGACAACCUUAUCAAGAUCCUAGUGUUGCGAUAGAUGAAUUCAUGGGCAUUGCUAGAGGUCUUGAAACAUACGGAAUAGAUCCCCACCCAGUAAAAGAUCAUCGAGGUUCCCAGUUAUAUAUUGGAAUUAAUUACUCCGGAAUUAGUACUUUUAUUUCUGGCAAACGGUCACAGCAUUUUCGUUGGAAUGAAGUUCAUAAAAUCAAUUUUGAAGGCAAAAUGUUCAUUGCUCAUCUUAGUUAUACAGAUGCAAGUAGGGAACCAAAAAAACAUACAAUUGGAUUUAAAUGUUCGUCUAAUGUCACAUGUAGAUAUCUAUGGAGAUGCGCUAUUGAACAAAUGUUAUUUUUUACGUAAGUGGAAAUACUCUUU
Lucilia cuprina (Australian sheep blowfly) is the source of this 828-nucleotide messenger RNA. It is a transcript of the gene Frmd5, whose product is annotated as FERM domain-containing protein 3. Bases 1 to 813 code for a protein of 270 amino acids. The transcript has 6 exons. NCBI's taxonomy places the organism in Eukaryota, Metazoa, Arthropoda, Insecta, Diptera, Calliphoridae. Gene Ontology annotation, cellular component: cytoskeleton. Gene Ontology annotation, molecular function: cytoskeletal protein binding. The record is from RefSeq and is a predicted model, not a curated record.